Exophiala dermatitidis NIH/UT8656 is the source of this 2980-nucleotide messenger RNA. RefSeq lists its product as uncharacterized. The transcript is spliced from 4 exons. Bases 1240 to 2328 code for a protein of 362 amino acids. Lineage: Eukaryota; Fungi; Ascomycota; Eurotiomycetes; Chaetothyriales; Herpotrichiellaceae. The record is from RefSeq and is a predicted model, not a curated record.
GCAAGACCUAUGACCAUAUCAUUACUUUGGAUAGGUAGCCUGUUCACUCUUCGAAUGGCUUGGACCACGCGCUACCGUGUCGACCUAUACAUGCCAGCAAUUUCCAAUGGUCGGCCUCGCCCAGUGGAAAUCAUGCGGUGUAACAUCCAAUCUCCACUGCCAUGAAGUCAAGUCGCGACCAAAACACGAGAGCACGUGACCCUCCAUGACCCCUGAGCAGCGACACGCUUCUCACGAUCGGACCCAACCAGUUCGAGACUGUGUAUCAGAGCAAUGAUCAGGGCGCAAUUCUCGCUCGUAGUGGCCCUCUCUCAAGCACAGGGUAGUGGGAUCCAGGACAAGUGAUCGAAAAAUCUCGGGUCCAGUGGUGACGAACAUCGCGACCCUGCCAGGCCACCGCCCGGCAAGCCCUGCACUAGCGAUUACGAGUCAGCAAGUCAUAUCAGCCGAAUGGGCUAUUUUGACACCUACAACCACGAGUCCCCUGUCUUGGUCGGCCUUAUAAGGCUGGCUGGUCAGACUAUACUUCCGGCAUAUAGGAGGAAGGCAUGCCGCGCCCGUUACACGCAAAAGACAUAAACUUCAAAAUGUCCAUCGAGCUACCUACAGGGAGCCCCUGAUAUCGUGGCAGCCUUUUUCUCCUCAGGUAGUCCUCCAAAAGGACCCCAGAUAUCAGGCACCCGACUACUCAUAACUCUUCUGCUCGCGGAACUUUUGCACGGGUCUUUUGGUAUUGGAAACCAUGACACGCUUUUUUCCAUGCCGCACUGGUCCAUAUUCGGGACUUGAUGUCCUUUCGAACUCGGUUUCAUGCAAAAGACACUGUCCAUCCUUGGCAGACAGCAUGCCGGCCAGACGGCCGGUGCAGAACACUACCACUUCGUGCCAGUUGCAAUGAUGCAGCCAGCUACGACCGGAAACCCUUGUUGCCUAUUCUGCCCAGAGUGACUCAAAAGUCGGCCAUGUCAUGGGCACCAAUUGUCUAACCCAGGGACGUCGGUAAGUAGGCAGACAGGCAGGUAUUGUGUGUCAUUCCCUCCAGCACUUUAUUUAUAUUGGCUCUUUAUCUUCGAUAUCCCCCAGAUUGAAGCUCGGUUGGCCGUCAGUAUCCUCGCAUUCCGUUUUCUCCUUCGAGCCCCUGCCCUUAAAGUCCCUUGUCUUGCCUUUUAUCGUAUAUAUCUGCGAUCGGACAUUCCAGCUCUUUUUUCCUCCGUUAUAGUCCCUCACGAGAACUACUCAAUGACUUUCAAACCCUACCAUGUCGAAAACGGGACUCGCACCUCCAGAUUUUCCUCAGAAGUCCAGGACUCGACAUACCGCUCAGCCGUGAUGAAAGUCGCUGUCGUCGGCACCAAUGGCCUAGCCCAGUACAUAGCGAAUUGCCUGGCCACCGAAACGUCGCAUCAGUUCGUCAUUUUAUCGAGGACGCGCAAUCCGGGCCUUAUAGCGAAAGGAUGGCAGGUAUUGCAGGUCGACUAUUCAUCCCAGGCAGACCUACAAUUCAAGCUUGCCGGAGUCGACACAGUCAUCUCGACCAUCAGCGGCAACCCCCAACUAGCUCUGAUUGACGCUGCAGCCGCGGUCCACGUACGAAGAUUCGUCCCCUCCGAGUUCUGCGGGCCACCACCAAGCUUAUAUAUGCCGUCACCGUCACCAUCACCGCCGCCGCACGGUCUCCCGGUCGAUAACGAACGUCACGCCGCCGCUUUACAGCGACUAUCCCAGCUCGAAUCACAACCCAAUGGCAUGACAUUCACAGUCUUCACAUGUGGAAUCUUCUACGAGAGAUUCGCGCCCGGCGGCCUGGCGGCGUCCCAGAUCGGACUGACCAACAACAACGAUAUUGCUCACGAAGGCGCCUAUCUGAUGGACUUUCGGCGCCGGACAGCCCAGAUUCCUUUUGCUGUGGACGUCACUGCGACCGGGGGUGGUGGCGGACCCGGUCCCGCGACCAUUUGCAUGACUGCCGCGCGGGACGUGGCUAGGUUCGUGAUUGCGGCAUUGGAGUUGCCGGUCUGGCCGCGCGAGUUUCGAUUCUGUGGCGAACGUAUGACGGUGCGAGAGGUCGUGGCUAUCGCCGAGUCGAUUCAAGGUCGACCGUUCGAAAUCUCCGGCCAUACGAUCAGUUCAUUACAUGACGCCUUGACAUAUGCGCGAGCGGUAGGCGAUCGGGGCCGAGAGAUCAGGAUCCAGCAGUUGAUCGCCACGGCUGAAGGACGCUAUGAUUUCGCAGACAUGAACCUGCAUCCACCGCUGGUGCCGGUGUGGCCGGAACGGUUUCGGGACUGGUUGGCGCGUGUGUGGUCGUCGCAAGGUCCACGAACAUGAUAUGUAUGCUAUGAUACGAUGUUGAUACGAUGGUGAUGAUGGUAACUUGACGGGGAACGACAACCUCAAGCGGGUGGGCAAACAAUGUUAAAAUUUGAGCACUUGGUCCCAGUUUUGUUACGUUGGAUAAAAAAGGGGAGGGAAUCGAGCAGAGAGAGAAUAGCCGACAGAAGAAGAACUCUUGCUACUUUUUGCAAAAGGGUGCGUCGUCCGCAGGGCUGAAUCGAGGGGAAUGACAGACUAAAGAGACAGAACCAGAGACGACCAGAGACCAUGCUUCGAAACCCCCAACGACAGACUUCUUGGAACGUCUUGUCUUUCUUGUCAUCGCUCAACGAGAGAUGCAAUGCUGGACAUUGCUGUCCUGUUCAUCAGUCAUCGGGCAGGCCUUUGGGUGACUCAUCACCGCGCCCAUGAGGGUACUCAUGGCAUGGAUAGAUAGAUAGACAGAUGCCGGCGGGACUAAGUUGGUUAGUCACCGGUCAGUAUCACUGGGAGUACGUUUUCCAACGUUUGCGGUAAUAGUAUUCCGCAGUUUUCUUUCUUCAGUUUGGGAGUGACAAAUGGUUUGUGAGUAUUCUGCAUACAGACUUGUUAGCCUCAUGACCAGAGAUUUGUAGAGGGCGCCACUAACAAUUAUGGAUUGUGACCC